CGUAUCGAACUCGACGCGUUUGGUCUGUUGUCGGGGUGUUGUGCGGCGCGUCAUUGUCGUGAAUUUCGCUGCAUUUUUUGCAAUUGCUGUGUCCAGCGUUUUUGUUGUUUUGUGGAAAAUUCAAAAGCAGAGCCGUCGAGCCUGCGGAUGCUUGGUUUGUGUGCUGUGAGUGGUUUGUGUGGCUCGCUCGAGACGGGCCGAAAGGAAUUCCUGGGGCGACGGGAUAGAACCGUUCCCGAUAUUCCCGCUCAGGUGAAGUGUGGCGCGAUCUCCUCGAGGGGGGACGACGCAACAAUCCCGCCAAAAAAUUGAUAUGCUAACGGUUGCACGGGGGUGAUCUGAGCGUUGAAACAUAAAAUUGGAAAGUGCUCCAAGGGUCGUUGGUCGAGGCUUGUCCUUGCGAAAAUUGAGAAGUGGAAAGUGUGGCUGAGUGUCUUGCGGAGGUGAUGGUCUGGGGCCGCACUCCGUUCGUAUGAACCCCGCCCAGCGGCUCCUUGAUCCCGUUCUCCACGGGAAUAUCCCCAUUAACCGAAGGAAGUUUGCCUGAAUCGCGCCCACACUGAAUUUUACUUUGGAGGCUCCGUUCUGUGCGUUUUUCCAGUCAGUUGGCGCCCGUGUUCCUUUCCGGUCCCCGUUCUGUCCUUUUGCUUCUGCCGUUCCCGCUUCUUGGUCAAAGCAGUGACGUGUGAUUGUGAGAAAUUACCCGCGGCCGCGAACCUAUUCCGUUACUACUUUCGCGCCCUGUCCACUAUCCGCGGGAUGUACCGUUACUUUCCGCUACGCCCCACAGUGUCCGGCUUCUGGUUUUCGACCCUUUUGCAGCGACGAUGAUCCGCGCCACGGUCCGCAAGGAUACACAAGUAGUGCUCCGGGUUUAUGCUGUCCUGGCCCCACGUCCGACGUAGGGUCGCAGGCGGGAGUUUGUAGUUGUUUUCCUUUUUCCCGCUCGACGCAAUCGAGUGCUAUUGAGAAUUGUUUGAAGCCAGUAUCGGGUCCGGGUGACGUCCUUGAAGGAUCCAUUCGUUUUCGGCGAGAGGGUGGCCGCCAGCUAACAGGGACGUGUUCGAAAUCGUAAUCUUGGCUGCCGAAGGAUUACAGAGAAGCCCAAUCUGGGAGACUCGCAACAAUGAUGAAAGGACGACACUUUUCGAGGAUUAAAUCAGGUCAAAUGGAUAUGACAAAGCUGUUUAUUCUAACUGCUCUAGCACUGCUCUCCUUCACAUAUGCCGAUGAAUCGAUUGACACACGAGAAGGUGAAAAUGUGACGCUGAAAUGUCGUUUCACCGCACAAAGAUCAGACACCGGCUUUUCCCACUAUUGGGCACGGUCCACAAGCCCAUCCAAAUUUGAAAACGUUGCCAUUGAGAAAAUUCAGUUGGAUUCGAAUUACAGAAUUGACUAUAAACCAGAACGUGGUAUCUACGAUCUGCAAAUUCUCAAUGCAUCGUAUAGUCGCGAUAAUGGACGUUUUGAGUGUCGUGUUAAAGCGGCCGGUACAGGUGCCGAUGUCCAUCAGGAACAUUAUAAUUUGACAGUUUUGACACCACCGCAACCACCACUGGUUGCACCUGGAAUCAAUGCAAUCGCCACGGAGGGUAUGAAGCAAGAGCUGACAUGUAGUAGUAUAGGCGGCUCACCGGAUCCAACAAUUACAUGGUAUCGGGAUGGUAGCAAUAUACCAUUGGAGGCGCCCCUAAAUAAGGGUGGUUCACGAGAUUUGCAGACAACAUCGACCCUAUCUAUUGUUCCAAAACGUGAAGACGACGGUGCCAAGUAUAAAUGCGUUGUUUGGAAUCGAGCCAUGCCGGAGGGCCAACGUUUGGAGACAACCGUUACACUUAAUGUUAACUAUUAUCCUCGUGUUGAGGUCGGACCGGAAAAUCCGCUUCGUGUUGAAUUAGGAUCCCGGGCGAAAUUGGAAUGCAACGUAGAUGCCAAGCCACGGGCAUUCAACGUGGGCUGGACACAUAACGGCCAAACUGUUAGCCAAUCCCUGAUACAUACAAUCCAAAGCGUGUCGAAGCGCGAUGGCGGGACAUACACGUGCACCGCUGAAAAUGGUCUGGGCAAAUCCGGUGAACAGGAUAUCGAAUUAGAUGUCCUUUAUCCGCCCGUUCCGGUGCUCGAAUCAAAGACCAAAGAAACUGAGGAGGGGGCAACGGUUAACAUUCGUUGCAAUGUCACAUCGAAUCCGCCACCCGUGACUGUAGAAUGGCUCAAGGAAGGUUCUCCAGAUUUUCGGUUUAAUGGCGACACUUUAACAUUAACUAGCGUACGAGCCGAGCAUGGAGGUACUUACGUUUGUCGAGCAGUGAACGUGAUGAAACCGUUCGGGAGGAAGAGGGAGGAGCGCGUAGGGAAUUCUACAAUAGCAUUAUUAGUGCGACAUAGACCAGGACAGGCAUUUAUAACGCCCAACAAGCCAAUUGUGCAUGUUGGAAACGGAGUAACAUUGACCUGUUCAGCAAACCCGCCUGGUUGGCCUGUACCGCAAUUCCGUUGGUUCCGCGACAUCGAAGGUGAAAUUUCAACUCAGAAAAUUCUCGCGACCGGUUCCCAGUACGUGAUUCCCCGCGCUCAUUUGGGUAGUGAAGGACGUUAUCAUUGUCAUGCCGCCAACGAGCUUGGACACGGAGAUAUGGCUACUAUUUCGCUUGAAGUUCAUCAGCCUCCACAGUUUCUGGCGAAGCUGCAACAACAUAUGACUCGACGUGUAGGAGAUAAGGACUUUACGGUCACAUGCGGAGCAAAAGGAAAGCCGAAACCCUCAAUUCGAUGGCUCAAGGAUGGAGUGGAAAUAAAUCCUGAUUUGAAUUUGUACGAGGUGAAGACUAACCCGAGCGAUAAUCCUAAUGGAAUGGUAACAGUGCAGAGCAUGUUGAAAUUUAGUGGAAAAUCUAGACCAAAUACAAAUGAGCUGAUACCGGGGGAUAGAGGAAUGUACACAUGCCUCUAUGAAAAUGAGGUUAGCACGGCUAACUCAAGUAUGUUUUUGCGGAUUGAACAUGAGCCUAUAGCUUUGCAUCAGUACAAUAAAGUUGCCUAUGAUAUCCGAGAGAAUGCGGAAGUAGUGUGUCGUGUCCAGGCCUAUCCCAAGCCCGAGUUUCAAUGGCAGUUUGGGAAUAACCCUUCACCGCUAUCAAUGUCCUCAGAUGGGCAUUAUGAAAUAAUCACAACAACCGAUAAUAACGAUGUUUAUACGUCCGUGCUUAGGAUAUCCAAUUUAGGACACAACGACUACGGGGAUUAUUCCUGCCGAGUGGUCAAUUCUAUUAGUGGCAUCCGUGAAACUAUUCGUUUGCAACAGAAGGGACCCCCGGAGAAGCCUAACAAUCUCCAGGUGGCCGAUGUUGGAUAUAAUUUUGUAACGCUACUGUGGGAUCCAGGAUUCGAUGGUGGUAUCAGCACAACAAAGUAUUUUGUUUCCUACAGAAAAGUGACGAUGCCGAGAGAUGAACAAAUGAUUCCAGAUUGUGCAACACUCGCUACGCACAAUACCGAACCACAAGAGCACGACUGUCAUCGGGAGAUACCAUGCAAAAUUCCGAAUCUUGAGCAACAUCAAAGCUACUCGUUCAAAGUGAAAGCACUUAAUGCCAAGGGUCGUUCUGAGUUCUCUAAUGAAAUUCUGACCACAACCAAAGUCAACAAGAUCCCACAACCUUUGCAAGUUGUCUAUGAUCCAAAUUCGAAAAGGAUUGGUAUUAAUGUAGAGGCCACGUGUCUAUCGUUGGUUGCCAUUGUUGAGUCUGUGGUUCAUGACGAAACACCCAUGGCUAAGUGGCAGAUUAUUGAAAAGAUUCCACUUCAGGUGUCUGGGAAUGGGCCUACAUUUAAGGAGACCAUUAUUGAGCAUAUGAAAGCACCGAGGAGGAGUAGUAGUGCUCGUUCAUUAGGAAAUAACGAAGAGGAUUUCCCAUUGGCCUUGGCAGAUCCGUCAAGUCCUAAAUUGAGGACGAAACUGUGUUUAAGUGUUAAUAAUGAACAUUGCGGCGAGUAUACAGAGGCAGAGAUUCGGAUAUCCUACAUUGGCGAAGCAUCUGCGAUCACGACGCCAACACUGAUUGCCAUCAUUGUAUCCUGUAUUGUGUUCGCCCUGUUCGUAGGACUCCUAUUGAUGUUCUGUCGCUGUAAGCGAAAACAAACAAAGAAGAGUGCAGCAGCCAAGGACUAUGAAAUGGAUUCAAUGCGGCCCUCGAUUGUUGCACAACAAAAUCAAGCUCCACCACCCUAUUAUCCAGCAAGUGGGCUUGAUAAUAAGGCUCUGGAGCAUUCAAUGGAUUUAGCGUUAACGAUGGAGGAUCAAAAGAGCGCGGUAUACGCAACACAAAAUGGAUAUAAUUAUCAUCCGACAGCAGGACUACAGGUUCCUGGACACACAAUACCUGGUAAUGAAUGGGUUAAUAUGGGUUAUAUUGAAAAUAGUUAUUCGAAUUCAAAUAAUGGCGGUAGUGUAAAUUCACAAGAUUCAUUGUGGCAAGUUAAGAUGUCAGCAGCGGCUGGUAACCAAACAAAUUUAGUUCCAUCACACAAUUUUGUUGAACGACAACCAUCAUAUGGUUAUGAUCCUUUGACGCAUGGCGGUUAUGGGGCUGUCGAUGACUACGCAUCCUAUCCGCACCUGACAACAACACCUAGCCAACAUGGGGAUGAAUAUCAUAAUAUGCGUAACAGUCAGAAUCCAUCCAGACAAGAUUAUUGCAGUGAUCCGUAUGCAUCAGUACAAAAACCAAAGAAGCGAAUUGAUCAACACCUAGACUCACCAUAUCACGAUGUCAGCGGUCUACCUGAUCCCUACAUGGAACAAAUGGAACAGGACGACUCGAAGCCACCGCAACAGCACAUGUCGCUAAGCUACGACGAAAGCUUAGAGAGUGGAUACUCAACGCCCAAUUCCAGAAAUCGACGUGUCAUACGUGAAAUAAUAGUCUGAGAUAUGCCUAGGGUGCGUUUCGCAAACGAAACGUGCUCUUGACGAUAUUAAAUCAAAUAAAACAAAAUUGUGUGAACUGAACAAGAAGAAUUGAAACAAAUAGAGCAAGAAAACAUCUUAUACAAAACGAAAUCACAUACACAUAAACGAAGAAGUAAAAAAAAAGAUAUUAAUAUAUAAUUGAUAUGAUCUCACGUAAAUUGAGAAUAUCGAGGAUGAAUUUAUCUAAUAUUUAAGGUAAACUUUACAAAAAGAGAAAUGUCUUAAGGAAUUUCAUGUUCUGUUUCGUUGCAAACAGAACAUUUUUUAUCCCUCCAAAUAGGGUUCAGAUAGGAUUCAAUGUGCAUUUUCAAUAUUUUCUUUGAUUUCAUCGAUUGUAGAUGUGUCGAGACUACGAUUUUUUUAAUUUGAAGGAAUAAAAAUUAAAGGAGAAUAAUGAAAAUUAUCUGUAAGAACUACCAUAAAUAUAUACGUAUGUAUUUAGAUCAAAGAAACGAAAAAAAAUUUGGAUAUUAUUUAAAAUUAGAGCAGAAAGUAAAAAUUGAAAAAAAAAAAUCGCAGACUGAACGUGUAAAAUUGAUUAAAAAAAAGUAUCGAAAAAUUGAUAAGGAAAAAACUUUUCAGAAAAUAUUAAGGAGAAUUUAAGGAUAUUGAAAACAAUGUAAAUGAUCGAUGUUUGUAAAAAAGAAAACGAGAAAUUUGCUAAAUUUUUAAAUUCUAUUGAAUCUUUUUAGCCUGUUAUUUUAGGUGGUGAAAAUAUAUAUCGGAUUCUGAUUUGAA
This is a messenger RNA of Hermetia illucens (black soldier fly), 5713 nucleotides long. RefSeq names its product hemicentin-1 (gene ed). The record is from RefSeq and is a predicted model, not a curated record. Gene Ontology annotation, molecular function: cell adhesion molecule binding. Lineage: Eukaryota; Metazoa; Arthropoda; Insecta; Diptera; Stratiomyidae. Gene Ontology annotation, biological process: cell-cell adhesion. The coding region runs from base 1127 to 4933 and encodes 1268 amino acids. Gene Ontology annotation, cellular component: cell-cell junction. The transcript has 8 exons.